CUACAUGAGAACAAAGUCACUGAUCGUUUCAACACCUCCACCGACCGUGAUUAUCCAGAAUAUGUUCAAGUGUCUCUGCAUUUCGAGGAGAUCGUUGAUCCGGAAAUAGAUACGAACGAGACAGUGCCAGGAUCAGAGUCUGCUGUAUCAUGUACAACCUGCUGCAGUGACACGACCAAGUGUGAUAUCAAGAAUCGUGAUAGCUCGUUAAAAGAUUUCACCAUACUGUUGAAGAACAAGGGGAUCGACCUCAGCAAUGAAUGUUUCCACGUCCUUCAGGUGGAGUUGGAGCGGGUUGCAACAAUGACACCAAAGGCGCAACAGCCUCAAGAAGAGGGUUUGUUGGAGUACCUUGAGAAGGCUGUUGGAACGAACAAGUUUAUCGAGCAGAUCAAGGAAACAGCCCAACGGCUGGAGGACCUGAAUGAGAGACGGGUGGGGUUUAUAGACCAAAUGCGGUUAGCGGAGAGAGAAAAGGACCAACUGGAGGAGCACAAGAAGGCGGCUGAAGCUUUUCUGCUGAAGGAGGCGCAGCACACCCAGCUGAGCAUGGCGGCAGUUUAUUUGCAGCUGCAGGAGAGUGAGCAAACAAUGAAAAGGUCUAGCAGGCUGGCCGCAGACCUUGAAAGGGUGAUCGAGGCUGACAG
Closterium sp. Naga37s-1 is the source of this 647-nucleotide messenger RNA. Lineage: Eukaryota; Viridiplantae; Streptophyta; Zygnematophyceae; Desmidiales; Closteriaceae. The record is from the annotation of a GenBank genome assembly.